AUGUCACAGAAGGACCUUGGUGAUUUAAGAAAACACAUGAAAAUCCAGCAUCAUUCUCCUCAGGUUCCCAAAGAAGAUCAGAAUAAUUUUAGUAUUUAUGAAAUUAACAUGGAAUCUAGAAAAAGACCGUGUGAGAUAACCAACACCCAAAACCAAAGACCACAUUCACCUAAGAAGCAUUGACAGGAUCAGAUCACUUCCCUGAAUAAGACAAUUUCUGUCACCUUAGAUGUAAACCACAGGAAAAAAGAAAAAAUGAAAUAUGAGCUCACAUAUAAGAAGACAGGGAGCUUAUAUGCAGCACUGAGCACUCUUAAUGCUGUUAAAGAAGAGACAGAAAGUCUCCAAGGCAAAGAAAUGUUGGCAUGUGGCAUAGAAGGAAUUGAAGGGUAAAUAAACCUUGACAUACCCCUCAGUUGUUUUCCAGAAAGUAGCCAUGUGGUAAUUUCAUUUUCCAAAAUGGAAAGUGAGCAGAGAGAAGAUAACCAUGUGUUCAGCUGUUAUGACCAGGUAAGCACUAACUGCAUCAAAUUUUAUAUUCAUGCGGUUGGAAAAAGGAAGGAAAGAAUUCUGAAGUGUGAGGAACUUCACAAAGGGAACAAACUCUGUGUGUAUGGCUUCAAAGGAGAGACCAUCAAGAACGCUGUGAAGAGGGAUGGCAGGUUUCUUCCCUUUAUAGAAAACGACCACUGGAAACUCAUUACUAACCUGGACACCAUCAUAGAGAACACCCAACCAGUUGAUGAGUUAGAGGGCAAGCUGUUUCAGGUUGAAGUUGAGAUGAAGAAGAGCCCUAGGGUAGCAAAACUGAAUGAGAAUUUAGAGAAACCAACUUACCGUGAGCUAAAAGAAUACAUUGUGGAAGAGUACCCCACACUGAGAAGAGCAUGCGAAAAACUCAGAGCACACAUCAAGGAAGAAAGUGAGAAAAGAACAUUUAACUUUCAUAGAGCGAACUUCAAGAAGCUGGCAAAAAACUCCACCCCAACUAAAGUGCUCAAACUUCUUUCACAGUUCAGUGACUCAGUUGGGCUCAUAGUUUGGAACAAUAAUGGAAAUGAAGGUUUAGCUACCUGCUUUGUUUUUACUGGAUGGCAUAUUUUCACCUGGAGGCAUGUAAUCAAUGACAUUGUGGGUGAAGGCAUAGAACCAAGUAAGCGGGCUGACAUAAUCAGUCAGUAUGUAAGGGUGACUUUUGAUUAUGAAGAGUUCCAAGUAAGGGAGAAAAGCUAUUUUUCUGUUGAAACUUGGUUUGAGGUAUCUGAUGCUACUCUAGACUACCCUGUCCUGAAACUGAAGGAAAAUGAACAGCAGGUACCUGCAGGGCUGUAUAAUGGGAGAGCACCUGUACCAUCUAAUGGGUUGAUAUAUAUGAUUGACCAUCCUGAUAUAAAACAGAAACUUAAUGAUGGUUAUAUUUUGAUCCCUCAAGAUGAGCAAGGAAAGAAAUAUCAAGAACAUGUUCAAGAAAGAGAACCAGCAGGUGGCAGAGAUCCUACACAUUUUAUCUUUGUGUACACCCAAAGAAGUUUCCAAGAAGUGUUCCGUGAAUCUGGUAUGGUUACCUGUAGGAACACUUUUUUUUGUGGGUCUUCUGGAUCUCCUAUAUUUGACUCUAAAGGUUCUUUGGUGGCCAUGCAUGCUGCUGGUUUCACUUGUGACUACAAAAGUGGACUUUCCAGUAUCAUUGAGUUUGGUUUGGCUAUGGAAGCCAUCCUCACUGACAUUAAGCAAAAACAUGAAAAAUGGUACCAAGAGGAAUGUGUAAAUAGGCAGGAUGUAGAAAUGUUGAGUCUGGACUACUAA
Nannospalax galili (Upper Galilee mountains blind mole rat) is the source of this 1806-nucleotide messenger RNA. RefSeq names its product protein FAM111A-like. NCBI's taxonomy places the organism in Eukaryota, Metazoa, Chordata, Mammalia, Rodentia, Spalacidae. The record is from RefSeq and is a predicted model, not a curated record.